AUGGCUUCUCCAGUAUCACCCCUUCCAAAUCCCAUUCCUCCGCAUCAAUCUUCCAAUUUUGUUAAAACUUAUUCGAAAUCUUAUAAGAUUCCAUCUUGUACACCUCGUAAUUCUUGUAAUUUAUCAUCAACAUUACCAUCACCACCAUCUUCAACGGCAUUGCAAUGUUUGGCACUUGAUUCAAUUACAAUUGAAACUCUCGAUAAUAUAAUAAAUUCAGUUAUAACACCGGAGGAACGUCUCAAAUACGAAAAAAAACUUUUCAUUCCUUUACAAGAUUUAAUCUUCCCUAGUAAUCGACCUAAACGAAAUGCAUCAAGUGCCACGAGAUACCAAAAUAGUUUCAUAAUUUUUCGUAAAGAUUAUCAAGCCCGAGUGACAGCUGAAUUAGGACCGGAAAUUGGAUCGAGACUUAAAGAAAUUUCACAAAAGGCUAGUGUAGAAUGGAGAAAUUUAUCAUCCGAAGAUAAAUAUAUGUACGAUCGAAUUUCCGCUUGUACCAAGAAGUUAAAUGAAAAGAUAUGGCCAAAUUAUUUACAUAAACCAUCAAGAAAAUUUAGUGGAAAUUAUGGUUAUUCUGAUAAUCGAAUGAUUGAUAAUUGA
This is a messenger RNA of Diversispora eburnea, 603 nucleotides long. NCBI's taxonomy places the organism in Eukaryota, Fungi, Glomeromycota, Glomeromycetes, Diversisporales, Diversisporaceae. The record is from the annotation of a GenBank genome assembly.